Messenger RNA from Trichoderma reesei QM6a, 906 nucleotides. RefSeq lists its product as uncharacterized. Lineage: Eukaryota; Fungi; Ascomycota; Sordariomycetes; Hypocreales; Hypocreaceae. Gene Ontology annotation, cellular component: cytoplasm; nucleus. The record is from RefSeq and is a predicted model, not a curated record. The transcript has 2 exons. Gene Ontology annotation, molecular function: ATP binding; UMP kinase activity. Gene Ontology annotation, biological process: CDP biosynthetic process; 'de novo' pyrimidine nucleobase biosynthetic process; UDP biosynthetic process. Bases 1 to 906 code for a protein of 301 amino acids.
AUGUCGACCUCGUUGCGCCUCGCCAACCGCACCUUGGGCAAGUCCGUCUCCACACGCGCAACAUCGUGCUCGUCACCGCUCUGCAGCCCUCGCGUCCUCCGUCAACAGCGCUUCUACUCGUCGGAACAGCCUCGCAGCGGCGGUGGCGGCGAUCGCAUCAAGUUUUGGCCGUUUCUCGCGCUGAUCGGAUUGGGUACGGCGGCUUAUAUCCAGCUGGCAAACACUCGAGUCAAAAACAAAGACAUGCCUCCCACGACCGAAGUCCCCGCGCCCGCCGCGCAGCUUUCUCAGAGCAAGCCCGUCUUCGACCCUGCUGAUGUGACCGUCGUCUUCGUGCUCGGCGGCCCCGGUGCCGGCAAGGGCACGCAGUGCGCUCGUCUGGUUGCCGAGCAGGGCUUCACGCAUCUCUCGGCCGGCGACCUCCUGCGCGAGGAGCAGAACCGGCCGGGAUCCCAGUUCGGCCAGCUGAUCAAGGACUACAUCAAGGACGGCCUGAUUGUGCCCAUGGAGGUGACGAUCAAGCUGCUCGAGAACGCCAUGAGCGAGGCCCUCCGCCAAAAGGGCACGACCAAGGGCCGCUUCCUGAUCGACGGCUUCCCGCGCAAGAUGGACCAGGCGCACAAGUUUGAGGAGGCCGUCUGCCCCGCCAAGCUGGUCCUCUUCUUCGACUGCCCCGAAAAGGUGAUGGAGGAGCGCCUGCUGGAGCGCGGCAAGACGAGCGGCCGGACGGACGACAAUGCCGAGAGCAUCCGCAAGCGCUUCCGCACGUUUGUCGAGACAAGCAUGCCCGUUGUCAACUACUACGAGAGCCAGGGCAAGGUCAUCAAGGUGGAUGCCACGCCUGCUCCCGAGGAUGUGUUCAAGACGACGAACAAGCUUCUGACGGAGAAGCUGUCUUCUGCUUAG